AUGAGCCAUCAUAUUUUGUAUUUCCUCUGUAGUGUUUUGUCGCUAUUUGGCAAUGCUUUUGUUCACGCUGCAAGCAGCGAUGACGAUUCAAAGACCCCGCCAAUUGAAAUCUCGGGUAAUAAGUUCUUUUACUCCAACAAUGGUUCGCAGUUCUACAUAAGAGGUGUCGCAUACCAAGCGGAUACUGCCAAUUCAACUGCCUCAAGCCAAAUUAACGAUCCAUUGGCCGAUAUUGAUUCCUGUAAGAGAGAUCUGCCAUACUUGAAAGAACUCUUGACCAAUGUAUUGCGUGUUUAUGCUAUUAACACCAGUUUGGAUCACACAGAAUGUUUGAACCUGUUCCAAGACAAUGGUAUAUAUAUCAUUGCGGAUCUUUCGGAACCACAAGAGUCUAUUUCAAGAACCUCUCCAUCUUGGGACUUGGAUCUAUACAAACGUUACACCUCCGUUGUUGAUGCUUUGCACAACUACACUAACGUGUUGGGUUUCUUUGCUGGUAACGAAGUUACUAACAACUCUACCAACACCGAUGCUUCUGCAUUUGUGAAGGCAGCCGUUAGAGAUACCAAAAAGUACAUCAAGGACAAGGGUUACAGACAAAUCCCUGUCGGUUACUCUUCCAACGAUGAUGACGAGACAAGAGUCCCUAUGGCUGACUACUUUGCUUGUGGUGAUGAAGAUACUAAAGUGGACUUCUACGGUAUUAACAUGUAUGAAUGGUGUGGUAAGUCCACUUUCCAAAGUUCCGGUUACGCUGACAGAACUAAGGAAUUCUCCAAUCUAUCCGUUCCAAUCUUCUUCUCCGAGUAUGGAUGUGUUGAAGUUAAGCCAAGACAAUUCCAAGAAGUUAGUGCCUUGUACGGUAAGGACAUGACUGACGUCUGGUCUGGUGGUAUCGUCUACAUGUACUUCGAAGAAGAAAACAACUACGGUUUAGUCUCUGUUGAUGGUAAUGACGUCAAGACUUUGGAUGAUUUCAACAAUUUGAAAUCAGCCUUGGCUUCUGCUUCCCCAACUUCUGCUACCAAAUCCCAAGCUUCAAGCACUAGUUUGAGCUGCCCUGCAACUGGUGAGUACUGGAAGGUCUCUACUGAUCUACCUCCAACUCCUGAAAAGGACACCUGUGAUUGUAUCAAGGGUUCUUUGAGCUGUAUUGUUGCCGAUGAUGUCGCUUCGAAGGAUUAUUCUAAGCUAUAUGGUGUCGUGUGUGCUGAUAUUGAUUGUUCAGACAUCAGUUCAAAUGCCACUGACGGCAAAUACGGUCCAUAUUCAUUCUGUGAUGAGAAGACAAAGCUUUCUUACUUGUUGAACAAGUACUACGAAAAAAAUGAUAAGAAUGAAUCUGCUUGUUCUUUCAGUGGUUCUGCUACUUUAGUUUCUGCUACUGGCAAAUCUUCCACCUGUGCUGCUGCUUCCGCUACUGGAUCUAACGAUUCCGACUCUACUGCUAGCGGUUCUGGUUCCUCUGCCACCGGUUCUUCCUCUUCAUCAUCUUCGUCUUCAAAGUCUUCUUCUUCCUCCUCCGCUAAAAAGUCUGCAGGAACUGUAUUAAGACCAUCCUCUAGUACCAUUAAGGCAUUAACCAUUCUUUUCAUUGCUAUGGAAUGCAGCUUGGUGUUUAUGUAA
Kluyveromyces marxianus DMKU3-1042 is the source of this 1626-nucleotide messenger RNA. RefSeq names its product beta-1,3-glucanosyltransferase (gene GAS1). Gene Ontology annotation, biological process: fungal-type cell wall (1->3)-beta-D-glucan biosynthetic process. NCBI's taxonomy places the organism in Eukaryota, Fungi, Ascomycota, Saccharomycetes, Saccharomycetales, Saccharomycetaceae. Gene Ontology annotation, cellular component: cytoplasm; fungal-type cell wall. The transcript has a single exon. The record is from RefSeq and is a predicted model, not a curated record. Gene Ontology annotation, molecular function: 1,3-beta-glucanosyltransferase activity. Bases 1 to 1626 code for a protein of 541 amino acids.